Messenger RNA from Aspergillus candidus, 2775 nucleotides. RefSeq names its product putative spindle pole body associated protein SnaD. The coding region runs from base 127 to 2619 and encodes 830 amino acids. The record is from RefSeq and is a predicted model, not a curated record. Gene Ontology annotation, cellular component: cytoskeleton. The transcript has a single exon. Lineage: Eukaryota; Fungi; Ascomycota; Eurotiomycetes; Eurotiales; Aspergillaceae.
GUCUAUUCCGCCUAUUGUUAUUCAUCUGUUAAACCCGCUUCUCAUCUCACCGCACCUUUCCCCCACCCACGGAUUAUGUCGCCUUGCUUCGUGUAACACCCCCUGUGUCUAUCCCUGCAUUCGAUCAUGGACACCACAUCCCACGACACGGUCGGCGCAUCGACGCUGGCCACGCCCCUCUUCAUGCCAUCCUCGCCCCCAGGUCAUCCAGAACAAGAUCCCCUGCAAUCACCCGACCGUGGAAACACCCCGAUCGACGACCUCCUCGCGGGCCACACCGACGACGAGGAAGAAUUGCGCCUCGAGAACGGGCCGUCCCCGGGGUCAUCCCGCGCAUCAUCCCCCGACCAUCGCGCCAUGGAUAAUACCCUCGACAGACGCUUGGCGGAGUACACGGUGGACUUCAACCGACUGCCGGGCGCAAAACCGGGAGAUGAUGAGGACGCGCUGGGAGAGCUGAAGUUGCCCCAUGAGGAGGAUCGUCUGUCUGAGGUGGGUGGUCCGGAGGACUUCACCGCCAAUAUGGACAAAUAUUUCAUGGACGACGAUACUCGGGAACAUGGGAGUCAGGUCGAGUUUGGGGAGGAAGACGGGGAAGACGUUGCGCCCACCGAGGAACAGGAACCCCAGGAGCCGACACUCCCGCAGGAGCAGCGACCCGAGGAUCAACAGCAUUCCUCUCAGCUGCAUCAGCCUGCGGUGGAGGAGGAUCAGGAACUGGGCGAGUACAGCGAAUUCGGCCCGCCGGUGGACAUGUCGACCCCGUCUCACCUUCUGCGUCGGAAUAGUAUAGGCAGGGAUAUAACACACCUGGAGAACAUCGAAGAGGAUCCAGACGAUGAGCUUGACAUGGCACAGACGCCGUCCGUGCGGAGGCAGCGCGUACCCUCGAGAAUUAGCGACGCGGAUGAUUACGAGAGCCUGCGUCGACAGAUUGCCGAACUCCAGCGAGCACUUGAAGAACGGGAUGCACAGCUCGCGAGACUGCUCGCACAGACUCAGGAGACGACUUCGGUGAAGGAUCAGAUCAGCCAGCUACAGGCAGAGCUACAGAAGAAAACGGCCACCAUUGACGAACUGCAUGCCAAGCACAAUGACGAGACGGUCCUACGGGAUCAGCUCCGAUUGUUACAGCGACAGAACGAAGAUAAAGACAAUUUCUUCCGGCAGUCGUCUAUGAAUGCAUCGGAUCUCGGCGCUCUUCAAACCCAGAUCAGCGACAUGCAAAAAGAGCUCCAGAGUCGCAACUCGGAGCCCGAGCUGAGCGCAGAGAGGCUCGAGACCAUUGCGUAUCUGCGUCAGCAGCUCGAUCUUUCGCAGGCCCAGCUGAAAAAGCGGGAUGAGGCCUUUGACGAGACGGCCCAGAAGCUGAAAGAGAUGGCGGCCGCAACCGAGCAGCAACUCCAAGACAAGGACACCGAGAUCGACCGGCUCCAGGCCCGGGUUGAUACCCACCUCGAAGAAAUCGAGAAACUCGGCGCGGAAGCCACUCAAGCGACUCGCAAAUACCAAUCCCUCGAGGAGCGGAUCUCCUCGCUUGAAAUUAAGAAUCGCCCGCUGGAGGAGAUGAACAGUACCCUCGAGGCGGACUUGAGUCGCGCGCAGUCGCAGGUCACCGCCCACGAAAAUGCCCUCAAGGCCGUGGCCGCCGACCUCCCGCUGGACAACGGCGGCAACACCUACACCGAGAUUCUGGAACUAAUCAAAGAUCUGGGCGGACCGCCGCCCGCGCGCUCGCCCGACUCCCUUCCCAAAGGCAAAGAACCAGCACCGAAGGAGAACGACACGCAGCAUCUCCUCGACGAGCUAGCCAAACUCCGUGCUCAACUGAAAGACGCCUCCGCAACGCAAAAGACGCUCGAGAUCCAACUAUCGCGGUCACAAGAGCAGCUCACCGAAUCGCAAACCCUCAUCAACUCCAUCGAAGGCGAAAACACCCGUCUCACAAAACGCAACGAAGACCUCAAGACCAAGCUCGACUCAACCCAAAACGAACUCAACCGCGUCCGAGAAGAGCACUCCGACGCCCUCGACACAAUCGAGCAGCUCCAAGCAGAAACAAAACCACAGCAGCUCAGCCCCCCGCCCUCCCCACCCACCACCCGAGCACCACCACCAACCGCCCAAGAAGACUCCCACCAAGCACAAAUCAAAAGCCUACACGUCGCCCACAAGACCGCCAUCUCCACCCUCCGCACCUCCCACGCCGAAUCAACCCGCAAACUCCGCGCCCUCCUCUCCGCCGCCGAACAGCGCGAAUCUCGCCUCCAAGCCUCGCUCGACACCACCCAGCAGCGCCCGCGUCGGUCCACCCAAGACCCCGAGCUCCGCUCCCUCCGCGCCGAAGUCGAGCGCCUCACAUCCGUCAUAGCAGCCAAAGACGAAACCGCCACGACACUAGACCAGCGCAUUGCGCGGUCCGUCGAGAAGCGCGAGAAGGAGUGGGAGCGCCGAGUCGAUCUGCUCCUCAAGGAGCGCGAGAAGAUGGCGCGCGCGCUGAUGUGGACUUGGGGCGAGAAGGAAAUUGGCGAUUUGAAGGGUGCGGAGGAUGAGCUGGGGAGGAAGAGACAGGGGUAUCGCUAUAAGCAUGCUCGUGCGAAGGGCGAUACGAGCUCUUGAUCUCCUCCUCUUUCUUCUUCUGCUUCUUUCUGUGUUUGGUAUCUUCUCGCUUUGCUCUUGUGUCGGUAUUAACCGGCCUGUUUCUUUCUCGCUCGGAGCUUACUGCGCUGGUCGAUCUCGGGUUCAUAUAGGGCUGGGUUGGGGUGCAUCGCUUGC